AGGCAGGCGCGCGUCCCGUUGCGCACUAGCGAUGCGAGCCCGGGUCGGAAGCUGAUGCGCCCUUGAGUGACUUGGGUGGGUGGCCGGGCGGGCGAGGAGGAAGGGCUACCCAGCAGGCGGAGGGUGUGAUGGAGGCUCUUGGCCGGCGCCCCCCUGCAGCAACGAGGUCUCCUCGACGGCGGGCUGCGCAAGGCCCCCGUAGUUCGCUCUCCUAAAGCCUCAGUGGGAGCCGAGCUGCCACAUUGCGUGUUCACAAAGGGUCACCACACACGGAGCUGCCCCUCCCUGUCUCCCUAAACCCCAUCUGCGAGGCCAGGGGCUUUUCCACCAGGAUUCUGGGUGUUUCUCCUCCUUUGCUCCCUCCCAGAUCUUCUAACGUUUAGAAAUACCCCAAUGUUUUUCUCCAAAGAUGGAAGAGGAAGAUUAGAACAAUAAUUUGCAGAAAAGCCCUGCCUUUCCAGAGAUCUAAAGUGUAAUGCAACCGUAUGUUGCUGAGGAGCUCGAAUCUUGGCUGCCUUCGCCCCUCUGCACGAGUAGAAACCCCGGUGUUCAGGGGACGUGAUCUCAUCCUGUCGCUCUCACUUCUGAAGAAAAAUAAUUAAACAUGGGCAAAGGAGAUCCUAAGAAGCCAAGAGGCAAAAUGUCAUCAUAUGCAUUCUUUGUGCAAACUUGCCGGGAGGAGCAUAAGAAGAAGCACCCAGAUGCUUCAGUCAACUUCUCAGAGUUUUCUAAGAAGUGCUCAGAAAGGUGGAAGACCAUGUCUGCUAAAGAGAAAGGAAAAUUUGAAGACAUGGCAAAGGCGGACAAGGCCCGUUAUGAAAGAGAAAUGAAAACUUACAUACCUCCUAAAGGGGAGACAAAAAAGAAGUUCAAGGAUCCCAAUGCACCCAAGAGGCCUCCUUCGGCCUUUUUCUUGUUUUGUUCUGAGUAUCGUCCAAAAAUCAAAGGAGAGCAUCCUGGCCUAUCCAUUGGUGAUGUUGCAAAGAAACUGGGAGAGAUGUGGAAUAACACCGCUGCAGAUGACAAGCAGCCUUAUGAAAAGAAGGCUGCUAAGCUGAAGGAGAAGUACGAAAAGGAUAUUGCUGCAUACCGAGCUAAAGGGAAGCCUGAUGCAGCAAAAAAGGGAGUCAUCAAGGCUGAGAAAAGCAAGAAAAAGAAGGAAGAGGAGGAAGAUGAGGAAGAUGAAGAGGAUGAGGAGGAGGAGGAGGACGAAGAGGAUGAGGAGGAAGAAGAAGAUGAUGAUGAUGAAUAAGUUGGUUCUAGCGCAGUUUUUUUUUCUUGUCUAUAAAGCAUUUAACCCCCCUGUACACAACUCACUCCUUUUAAAGAAAAAAAAUUGAAAUGUAAGGCUGUGUAAGAUUUGUUUUUAAACUGUACAGUGUCUUUUUUUGUAUAGUUAACACACUACCGAAUGUGUCUUUAGAUAGCCCUGUCCUGGUGGUAUUUUCAAUAGCCACUAACCUUGCCUGGUACAGUAUGGGGGUUGUAAAUUGGCAUGGAAAUUUAAAGCAGGUUCUUGUUGGUGCACAGCACAAAUUAGUUAUAUAUGGGGUUGGUAGUUUUUUCAUCUUCAGUUGUCUCUGAUGCAGCUUAUACGAAAUAAUUGUUGUUCUGUUAACUGAAUACCACUCUGUAAUUGCAAAAAAAGAAAAAAAGUUGCAGCUGUUUUGUUGACAUUCUGAAUGCUUCUAAGUAAAUACAAUUUUUUUUAUUAGUAUUGUUGUCCUUUUCAUAGGUCUGAAAUUUUUCUUCUUAAGGGGAGGCUAGUCUUUUGCUUUUGCCCAUUUUGGAUCACACGAAUUAUUACAGUGUUUAUCUUUCAUAUAGUUUAGCUGAUAAAAAGCUUUUGUCUAUACACCCUGCAUACUCAUGACGAGGGUAAUAAAAGUUGGAAUUGAGACAGUUUCAUCCAUAACUGAAACUCAAAUCUUGAUCGGUUGAUAAUCAGAUUUCACCUAGCCCAGUUACAUUUACAAAGUGAAGAGUAACAUAUCUACUCACAGCAUGGGAUUAUUAGAAUCAAACAUUUUGAAAGUCUGUCCUUGAAGGACUAAUAGAAAAGUAUGUUCUAAUCUUUACAUGAGGACUCUACAUUCUUUAACUCCCAUUACCAUGUAAUGGCAGUUAUAUUUGCAGUUCCCAAGUUAAAGACCUGAGAAUGUAUCCCCAAAAGCGUGAGAUUAAAAUACAAGACGGCCGUGUUAUGUUUUUUUGUUGACAUUAGUCCCAGCAAAGCUCUGGGGAAAAAAAAAGUGCUGGCUGUAAAUGUCUUCUCCUGUUAUCUAAAUAUGGAUUGUUGAGGAAACUUGAGACCCACCAUUAAAGGUAUUUUUAAUUAAUUGGGCCAACUUUUAGAACUGUAUACCACAUUUUAAACCAGGUAUAUUUUCCUAUAUCAUGGUUUGCCCCUGUAUAAACCAAAAUAGACAUGAGGGAAGAAGACACUUAAACUUUGUAUCUCAGUAUGAAUUAUCUGAUUUAUUUGAAUUUGAUUUUUCUUUACAAAAGUCAAGCUCAUUCAUUAGGGUCAUAUGUUUAUCUGCUUAACAGUGUAGGGAACAAUUUGGCAAUUUUGUGGUUUUCGAGAUUAUCGUUCUCUUAAAGUGCCAGUGUUUUAAAAUAGCGUUCUUGUAAUUUUACACGCUUUUGUGAUGGAGUGCUGUUUUGUUAUAUAAUUUUGACUUGGAUUCUUUCCAUUUGCAUUUGUUUAUGUAAUUUCAGGAGGAAUACUGAACAUCUGAGUCCUGGAUGAUACUAAUAAACUAAUAAUUGCAGAGGUUUUAAA
This is a messenger RNA of Sus scrofa (pig), 2785 nucleotides long. It is a transcript of the gene HMGB1, whose product is annotated as high mobility group box 1. NCBI's taxonomy places the organism in Eukaryota, Metazoa, Chordata, Mammalia, Artiodactyla, Suidae. Gene Ontology annotation, molecular function: DNA binding. The record is from RefSeq and is a predicted model, not a curated record. Gene Ontology annotation, cellular component: nucleus. Gene Ontology annotation, biological process: regulation of transcription by RNA polymerase II.